UCUCCCUGCUAAUGCAUGGAUGUUGUCUUACAGUGUACCCCCUUCAUUCCCGAAGCCCGAGCCAUGCUUGACCUGGUCGACCAGUGCCCGGAACACGUCCAGAAAGGCAAGUUCCCAGUCAUUGUCAUCGAAGGACUGGAUGCCACAGGUAAAACCACUGUGACCCAGUCAGUUGCGGAUUCACUCAAGGCUGUCCUCUUAAAGUCACCACCUGAUUGCGUCAGCCAGUGGAGGAAGCUCUUUGAUGAUGAACCAACUAUCAUUAGAAGAGCUUUUUACUCUUUGGGCAAUUAUAUUGUGGCUUCCGAAAUAGCCAAGGAAUCUACCAAAUCUCCUGUGAUUGUAGACAGGUACUGGCACAGCACCGCCACCUACGCCAUCGCCACCGAGGUGAGCGGGGGUGUGCAGCACCUGCCCCCGGCCCAUCACCCCAUCUACCAGUGGCCGACGGACCUGCUCAGACCCGACCUGGUCCUGCUGCUCACCGUGAGCCCCGAGGAAAGGAUGAAGAGAAUCCAGGCCCGCGGCAUAGACAGGACCAGGGAGGAAGCUGAACUGGAGGCCAACAGCAUCUUUCGUCAGAAGGUAGAAGUGUCCUACCAGCGGAUGGAGAUGCCUGCCUGCCUCGUGGUUGACGCCAGUCCCUCAAGAGAAGAGGUCCUCCGGGCGGUGUUAAGCCUAAUCCAAGAUAAUUGUCACUAAUCGUGGCUACUCGGGGCCAGGUGGCACAUUUUCCUGGAUUUGGUGUUUGAUGCACAGCAGCCCCCAACUGGUUGUGUAGUUCCCAGACUUCUGCUUCCUAAGCCUGUCGUGUGGCAGAAAAUUCGAGACUGGACCUCUCACUUUUACCUCAGCCAUCGUGCUUGCUUCUGACUGAUGGACCCGUCCAGGUGGAGACUGGUUCGUGUCCCAGUGGGGGCCUAGUGGUUGCUUUCUGCCUAGCAUAAUCAACAUUUGUUUGGGACGCAUUUUUAACUAAAUCCCUACCAAAGGCCUCCAAGGUUUUCUCAUCCAGCAAACACGAGGUGCACACAAGCAACCAGAAAUACCUUCCAAGUCGGCAGACGUCUCCCCGCCUCCCCGCCCCCCCAGCCUUUCCCAGGCCCACACCUGGUCAAUGACACCUUGAAGUGGUCAGCGUUCACUUCUUCCAACUCCUAGAGCCACGCGCUCCUGGGGAACAUGUGUGUGUGUCCUGGCUGAGGGAAGACACUCCCACGGAGCCGUCUUGUAGGUGGGGAUGCUGUCGCCGGAGGCAUCUGCCUUGCACGAGCAGCUCACAGUCCUGAAGGGGUCCUCUCGUUAGCACUUCAGAGUCAGAGACAGCCAACCCAAGAAAUCCGACGUACAGAUCUACCAACCUCAUUUGAAUUACAUGCUGCUGAUUUAUAUUCCUGUCCUUCCCUCAGAAUAUAAUGAGUGUUUUGCACUGAAUUACAAGCUUUAAACUUACGUCGAUGUUUCCAUCGCGUUUUUGCACAUUGUAGGGGCUUUGCUUCACUAAUGAAAAUGGAAGCCAAGAAGCUAUUGUAGUGCUUCUUGUGCAUUUUCACUCCGCAGAUUUCACUAAUCUUACUAAA
Hipposideros armiger (great roundleaf bat) is the source of this 1580-nucleotide messenger RNA. It is a transcript of the gene CMPK2, whose product is annotated as cytidine/uridine monophosphate kinase 2. The transcript has 4 exons. Gene Ontology annotation, molecular function: dTMP kinase activity; nucleoside diphosphate kinase activity. Lineage: Eukaryota; Metazoa; Chordata; Mammalia; Chiroptera; Hipposideridae. Gene Ontology annotation, cellular component: mitochondrion; cytoplasm. The record is from RefSeq and is a predicted model, not a curated record. Gene Ontology annotation, biological process: dTTP biosynthetic process; dTDP biosynthetic process; dUDP biosynthetic process. The coding region runs from base 16 to 702 and encodes 228 amino acids.